GGUGUAAGGCAGGGGUGGAGGGGGAGGGACCAGGAGAGGCUGCACUAGUGGGAGUGGCUCCACCCUUCCCACCACAGAGCCAUGGGGAGCCAGGGUCCUGGUGGGCUGCCCCUGGUGCAGGCUCCCUACACAGUUCUGCUGCUGCCACUGGGGACAAGCCGCCAAGACCCAGGGGCCCAGAGCUUCUUCCUUUGGCUGCAAAGGAUGCAAGCUCUGGAGAGAGAACAGGAUGCCCUAUGGCAAGGGCUAGAGUUGCUAGAGCAUGGUCAGGCCUGGUUUGAAGACCGUCUAAGGGAGGCACAGCAACAGCAGCUGCAUCUGGGGGCCCUUGGUGAGAAUUUUCUAACAGAUUUACACCCAGAUCCUGGCGGUCCCCAGUUAGCCCAGAUUCAAAAGGUGAACAUCUGUUUGCAGAAUCUGAUUCAGGGGAAGUUCUCCCCAUGUCUAUUGUACAAGACUAGUUCCUUUGCUCCCCAGGAUUGGAAGGAAAGGCCAUGGAAGCAGAACUUAUGGCAGCAACAGGAGUUCUCAAGGCAGCAGAAAGGAGUCACCCACCCAAAAGGGAAGAAGGCUCAACUGAGAUGCCCCAAGGGACGAAAGGGCCCUACCCUUGUCUGAACCCUCCUUUCACUCUCCUUAGUCCUGGUGAAGGAGGACACUGAGUCAAAUCCCCAGCCUCCUUAUUC
This is a messenger RNA of Otolemur garnettii (small-eared galago), 686 nucleotides long. RefSeq names its product suppressor APC domain containing 1 (gene SAPCD1). The record is from RefSeq and is a predicted model, not a curated record. The transcript is spliced from 5 exons. The coding region runs from base 82 to 618 and encodes 178 amino acids. Lineage: Eukaryota; Metazoa; Chordata; Mammalia; Primates; Galagidae.